AUGUUGUCCCCUCAUAUUUUAGGAGAAGAUCACUACAACACUGCUCGUGGUGUUCAGAACGUUGUUCAAAAUUAUAAGAACUUGCAAGAUAUUAUUGCUAUUUUGGGAAUGGAUGAGAUCAGUGAAGACGACAAGUUGACUGUUGCUCGUGCCCGUAAGAUUCAGCGUUUCUUGAGCCAGCCUUUCCAUGUAGCAGAAGUCUUCACGGGAGCUCCUGAAAAAUAUGUUGAGUUGAAAGAGAGCAUUACCAGCUUCCAGGGAGUUCUGGAUGGGAAAUAUGACGACCUUCCUGAGCAAUCGUUUUACAUGGUUGGCGGAAUUGAAGAAAUCAUUGCCAAGGCAGAGAAGAUUGCUAAGGAUUCAGGUGCGUAG
Pyrus x bretschneideri (Chinese white pear) is the source of this 372-nucleotide messenger RNA. RefSeq names its product ATP synthase subunit beta, mitochondrial. Bases 1 to 372 code for a protein of 123 amino acids. The transcript is spliced from 2 exons. The record is from RefSeq and is a predicted model, not a curated record. NCBI's taxonomy places the organism in Eukaryota, Viridiplantae, Streptophyta, Magnoliopsida, Rosales, Rosaceae. Gene Ontology annotation, biological process: proton motive force-driven mitochondrial ATP synthesis.